AUUGGCAUUGCAAGUAGAGAUCUAUUAAUGGGUCUCACCUCCCAGCUGAUUCCAGCUCUGGUGUGCUUACUAGCAUGUACCAGCAACUUCACCCAUGGACACAGGUACAGUAUCACCUUAGAAGAGAUCAUCAAAACGCUGAACAUCCUCACAACGAGAAAGGACUGGUGCAUGGAGCUGAUGGUGGCGGACGUCUUCGCUGCCCCAAAGAACACAGCGGAGGAUGAAAUCUUCUGCAGGGCUGUGACGGUGCUUCGGAAGGUCUACAAACACCAUGAGUGCGUAAACAGAAAAUUCCUGGGCAAACUUGACAGGAACCUGCGCAGCAUGGCCAGGGACUACUGUCCUGUGGAGGAAGCCAAGAAGGAUACAUUGAAAAACGUCUUGGAAACGCUAAGGAAGACCAUGCAAGAGAAAUACUCAAAGAGUUGGAGCUGAAUAUUUUAAUUUAUGAGUUUUUAAUAGCCUUAUUUUUUUAAAAAAUAUUUAUAUAUUUAUAUGUCAUCAUAAAAUAAAGUAUAUGUAGAAUCUGA
This is a messenger RNA of Pteropus alecto (black flying fox), 533 nucleotides long. RefSeq names its product interleukin 4 (gene IL4). NCBI's taxonomy places the organism in Eukaryota, Metazoa, Chordata, Mammalia, Chiroptera, Pteropodidae. Bases 28 to 438 code for a protein of 136 amino acids. Gene Ontology annotation, biological process: positive regulation of DNA-templated transcription; positive regulation of mast cell degranulation; B cell costimulation. The transcript has 4 exons. Gene Ontology annotation, cellular component: extracellular region. Gene Ontology annotation, molecular function: cytokine activity; growth factor activity; interleukin-4 receptor binding. The record is from RefSeq and is a predicted model, not a curated record.